Symbiodinium sp. CCMP2592 is the source of this 1335-nucleotide messenger RNA. Lineage: Eukaryota; Dinophyceae; Suessiales; Symbiodiniaceae. The record is from the annotation of a GenBank genome assembly.
AUGGCCGUCGGAGAGGCGGCGAAUGGUUCGGAUGGACCGGCUGCAACAGAGCUGCCUGCCUUCUGCAGCUCGCUGCCCGACAGCGUGACGGCGCUGCUGCAGCUUGUGGAUGGUGUUUGGGCGGAGUCGGGGCAGAGAUCUGCCCGUUCCUCCUCCUCGUCGUCUUCCUCCUCCUCCUCCUCGAGAGGGAAGCCGGAGACACCCCCGGCUCCGGCCAUCAAUGUACCACCUCCGGGUCUGGAAUCGAACCCGCCGGAAAAGUUCGUUCGCCGGGUCUCGCGGCAGAGACUUCUGUUGCCUGAGCAGCAGCAGCGGCUGCAGUCUGUGCCCCAAAACUAUCAUUCGACACUGCGGGACAAGUUGCACACUACCAGCCCCAAGCGGUCCGUGACCAUCGCGGACCCCGAGGAGCCCGACUGGCCACAGGUGCCACAGCCUGCCAGAGGUCCUUAUGGCCUCACGCGCUCCUUUACCUUGGAGGCCCCCGUGCAGUCGAUGGAGUACAGCGCUCAGCAAGACCUGCAUCUGCAGCACAUGGCGCAACAACUCCAGCAACUUCAGCAGCUGCAGCAGAUGCAGAUGCAACAGGAGUACGAGCAACAGCAGCUGCUCCAAUACCAGCAGAUGCAAAUGCUUCGGCAGCAGAAGUUUCAUACAACCGGCCACUCUGGCAACUUCUUGCAGCCUGAGCGGCCCGUCGAGGAGCCCCGAAGCCGCCAGACGUCGAAGCAGAAGUCGCCUCAGAAUCAGUCGCGCGGCUUCACUGAGCCGGUGUCCAAGCCUUCGAAGCAGCGAGCUGCCGCCGCGCUGGCUGCCUCCGCCGCAUCCGCUGCUUCUGCUGCCUCUGCUGCCGCAACUGCCGCCGCCGCCGCUGCCACAGCUCCAACUCAAAGGCCCGUUCGGAAGACCAUGAAGGAGAUCGUGGCAGAGGUGACCACGCCGACAGACACCGAGGCAGAGUUCGAAAUGGAAGAAAAGGACGAGGAGAUCAUUGUGGGGCCGACGAUCCACGCAGUUCAGCCCUUGACCUUCGAGGACCUGUGGAUCGAGAGCUCGGUGCCCGGUGAGAAGUGUCCGGUUCGGAGUCGGUCCUCCGUGCUCUCAGUUUCGGACGUACUCCGCUUGCGACACACUCCGUCAGAAGCUCCGGAGCCCGUCCAAGUGCGCUCCUUCGGUUCUCUGGUGCACAGCUGCGAGACUCGCGCUCCAUGCAGGCCCUGUAUGUUCGAGCGGGUGCCUGGACGCUGCAAGAAGUCCUGGCUGUGCGAUUUCUGUCACCUCCACUCUGGCCGCAAGAAGAAGGGCUCUGAAGCGACCUUUGCCACCGGGGCUUGA